AGUCGCCACGGUAACAGUAACAACAACUGCGACAGUUACAGAUGGGGAAACGAGUCCAGCUCUCAACAGCCAGAAGUUCAUGAUUUUAGCCUUCAGUAACGCUUUUGAUAUCACAGUUAAAAGGAAAGAUGGCAUCUAGUUUACAGACGCAACACGAGACGCAAAGCGGAGUUUAUACGUUCUCCAGUCGUCCGCGUGCGGUUCCCAACCGCCCCAAAUACAGACAAAGCGCUCCGCUGCUCGGUCCCGUGCACAUCAGCAAUGAAGAACAGAGCAGUUAUGGAAACAUCAUGUAUGACCGACGUGUUGUCAGAGGAAAUACAUACGCUCAACCCAUCCUACCCAUUACAUCUCAGCCCGAUCCAGUUGAGUUCCUGAAACAGCAGGAGGCCAGAAAAAGAGCUUUAUCCAGAAAACGACUGAAGGAGCAGUUUGGCCCGAAAACACCAGAACCCCUAGAAGGCAGAAUGAACAUAGAUGUGCAGACAGAGAUGUAUCUGGAAGAGCUGAGCGAUCACAUAGAGGACGUCAGUGUGGAAUGCCAAACAGACAUGUUCCUGGACAAACCGGCCACUCCCCUCUUCAUCCCGGCCAAAACUGGACGAGAUGCAGCCACACAGAUAGAGGAAGGAGAGCUGUUUGAUUUCGACGUGGAGGUCCAGCCCGUGCUGCAGGUGUUGGUGGGAAAGACAAUCGAGCAGGCAUUGCUGGAAGUGCUGGAGGAGGAGGAGCUGGCCAGCCUGAGGAAUCAGCAGCAGGUGUUCAGGGAGAUCCGUGAUGCUGAGCUGGUGGAGGUGCAGAGGCUGGAGGAGAGGGAACGGCGCCUCCGUGUGGAGAAGGAGAACCGGAUAAAGCAGCAGAAGGCCGUGCUGGAAGAAGAGAAGGAGACAGCAGAUAAAAUCGCUGCGAGAGCAUUUGCUCAGCAGUAUUUGUCUGACUUGUUGCCCUCAGUCUAUUCCAAUCUAAAGGAUUGUGGCUACUUCUAUGACCCUGUGCAGAGAGAUAUAGAGACCGGAUUCCUCCCUUGGCUGAUGGAAGAAGUCACCAGUACUUUAGAACAGAGAUAUGUAGCAAGAACAGUGCUUGACAUGCUCAUUCAAGACGUCACUAACCAAAGACUUGAGGCCUUUCAGAUGAAAGAAUGAACUCCUUCAUGCAGUUUCCCAUUAGAGGUCAUACCGGGAAACAAGUAAAAUCUGGAAAUAUUUUCAUGAAUUCUUAAUAAAAAUUCUGAAUG
Molecule: messenger RNA, 1237 nt
Organism: Carassius gibelio (silver crucian carp)
Lineage: Eukaryota; Metazoa; Chordata; Actinopteri; Cypriniformes; Cyprinidae
Gene: rsph3
Product: radial spoke head 3
Exons: 10
Coding region: 129-1145 (338 amino acids)
Cellular component (GO): cilium
Source: RefSeq, a predicted model, not a curated record